Molecule: messenger RNA, 1715 nt
Organism: Pyrus x bretschneideri (Chinese white pear)
Lineage: Eukaryota; Viridiplantae; Streptophyta; Magnoliopsida; Rosales; Rosaceae
Product: calcium permeable stress-gated cation channel 1-like
Exons: 8
Coding region: 1-1557 (518 amino acids)
Cellular component (GO): plasma membrane
Molecular function (GO): calcium-activated cation channel activity
Source: RefSeq, a predicted model, not a curated record
AUGAACAGAUUGUACUGCGUUCCUCGCCUCUGCUCUAGAAUCAAAGAUGGCCCCAGCCAUCAGAUUACUGGAUUUCUUGGUCUUUGGGGUAAACGGGUGGAUGCAAUUGAUUUUUAUACAUCUGAGACUGAGAGGCUAUCAAAAGAAAUAUCCUUGGAGAGAGAUAAGAUUACAAGUAGCCCUAAAUCUAUCAUGCCAGCAGCUUUUGUUUCCUUCAGAACUCGAUGGGGUGCCGCUGUUUGUGCACAAACUCAACAAUCCAGAACAACUAUAUGGUUGACUGAGUGGGCUCCAGAACCCCGUGAUGUUUAUUGGGAUAACUUGGCUAUCCCCUAUGUUACAUUGACAAUUAGGAGGCUUGUAGCUGCUGUUGCUUUCUUCUUCCUCACCUUCUUUUUUAUGAUCCCCAUUGCAUUUGUACAGUCCCUUGCAAACAUUGAGGGUAUUGAGAAAGCAGCCCCCUUCCUAAAGCCCAUUAUUGAAGUGAAAUUCAUAAAAUCAUUUAUCCAAGGUUUACUGCCUGGAAUUGCUUUGAAGAUUUUUCUUAUAUUCCUUCCCUCUAUAUUGAUGGUAAUGUCCAAAUUUGAAGGUUUCAGUAGUGUAUCAGCUCUAGAGAGGAGAUCGGCUACUAGAUAUUAUAUUUUCCAAUUUGUCAAUGUAUUUCUUGGGAGCAUAAUCACUGGAACUGCAUUUCAACAACUAGAUGAAUUCAUUCACCAAUCUGCCAAUGAGAUCCCGAAGACAAUUGGUGUUUCAAUUCCAAUGAAGGCAACCUUCUUUAUCACUUAUAUAAUGGUUGAUGGGUGGGCCGGAAUUGCUGGUGAGAUUCUAAGGUUGAAACCCUUGAUUAUAUAUCACCUGAAAAAUUUCUUCUUGGUGAAGACUGAAAAGGAUAGGGAAGAGGCCAUGGAUCCCGGAACCCUUGGGUUCAACACCGGUGAACCUCAAAUACAACUAUAUUUCUUACUUGGCCUUGUUUAUGCUGUGGUGUCACCAAUCCUACUUCCGUUCAUAAUAGUAUUCUUUGCCCUGGCAUAUGUUGUUUAUCGUCAUCAGAUUAUAAACGUCUAUAAUCAAGAGUAUGAAAGUGCUGCGGCAUUCUGGCCUGAUGUCCACGGGCGCAUCAUAACAGCACUACUUGUCUCACAACUGCUGCUGAUGGGAUUGUUAAGCACAAAAGAAGCUGCUCAGUCAACUCCACUGCUCAUCACACUCCCAGUGUUGACCAUAUGGUUCCAUAGAUUCUGCAAAGGCCGUUACGAACCUGCUUUCAUCAGACAUCCCUUGCAGGAAGCAAUGAUGAAAGAUACAUUAGAACGCACAAGAGAGCCGAGUCUGAACAUGAAGGGCUUCCUUCAAAAUGCGUACAUCCACCCAGUUUUCAGGGGUGAAGAUGACAGCGAGAAUGAUGCGCCUGCCCAGGAAUUUGAGAAGGAGCCCGCAGUUGUCCUAACAAAACGCAGUUCUCGAAGGAAUACACCAAUGCCCAGCAAAUAUAGUGGUUCUUUUUCAUCAGCAUCCAUACCCGAGGACGAUACUCAGAAGAUGAUCCCUUAAGAGUGUGUUGCAACUCUUUGUUUAGUUAGCUGUACAUUUUUUUCGAUGAAAAAGAAAGAAUUCUUCGGAGGUUGUAAAGGAAUUGUGGAGAGAGUUGUUCGGAUCUUCAUUGUGUAAAGAAACAAUCGAGAAAGAAAAGAAAAGGCCUUUCGGUUUUA